UCUUGCUGCUUUUGGGUGACUCAGCCUAUGACAUUUUGCUUCUCCUGAAAUCUCCAUAUCUUGCCUUUCUCAAAUUCCAAGGUAGCCUUUGCGCAACAUAUCAGUCUCCACUGACUCCUGUCCCAUCAGAGCCCGUAGUGGACGGCUGUAUGGGGGCCAUGUGUCUGAACUCCUGAUCCUCAUUUCAGCCCAUUCAUGUGACAUGCACGGAGCUCUUCAGCAGGGACUUACGGACCAGGACAAGAGCUUGAGGCUUUGAGGGGAUCUGAUUGUCACUGCACAAUCAAGGACAGUAUUCCCAAAAGUAGAUGUUGCUCAAGAUAGUCCAAGGAAUUCUAUGAAGAAAAGGACUCCGCAGACAAUAAAUUUUGGACACCCUGUUUCAACACAGUGCAUCUUGGAGACUGGUGUUUGCAAGUAUAUGGAGCAGGAAACUUCAUCCCGAGGAUGGAGACCCCGGAGCUGUCAGCAGGAGUUAGGCUUUAUAAGUCAGUGGAGCCUGCGGAGGUGGCCAGAAUCCUGCACUGCAAGCGCUGCUGUCUUCUCACGGAGUCUUGAAGCCAGAGCAGCGCCAGGAUGUCACAGGAGCUGGCCCCACUGCUGCUUCUCCUUCUCUCCAUCCACAGUGCCCUGGCCCUGAGGAUCUGCUCCUUCAACGUCAGGUCCUUUGGGGAAAGCAAGCAGGAAGACCAGAAUGCAAUGGAUGUCAUUGUGAAAGUCAUCAAACGCUGUGACAUUAUGCUCCUGAUGGAAAUCAAGGAUAGCAACAACAGGAUCUGCCCCGUACUGAUGGAGAAGCUGAACGGAAAUUCAAGGAGAGGCAUAACGUACAACUACGUGAUUAGCUCUCGGCUUGGAAGAAACACAUAUAAAGAACAAUAUGCCUUUCUCUACAAGGAAAAGCUGGUAUCUGUGAAGAGGAGCUAUCACUACCAUGACUAUCAGGAUGGAGACGUAGAUGUGUUUUCCAGGGAGCCCUUUGUGGUCUGGUUCCAGUCGCCCCACACUGCUGUCAAAGACUUCGUGAUUAUCCCCCUGCACACCACCCCAGAGACAUCCGUUAAAGAGAUCGACGAGUUGGUUGACGUCUACAUGGACAUGAAACACCGCUGGAAGGCAGAGAAUUUCAUUUUCAUGGGUGACUUCAAUGCCGGCUGCAGCUACGUCCCCAAGAAGGCCUGGAAGAACAUCCGCUUGAGGACCGACCCCAGGUUCGUUUGGCUGAUCGGGGACCAAGAGGAUACCACGGUGAAGAGGAGCACCAAGUGUGCAUAUGACAGGAUUGUGCUUAGAGGACAAGAAAUCGUCAGUUCUGUUGUUCCCAAGUCAAACAGUGUUUUUGACUUCCAGAAAGCUUACAAGCUGACUGAAGAGGAGGCCCUGGAUGUCAGCGACCACUUUCCAGUUGAAUUUAAACUACAGUCUUCAAGGGCCUUCACCAACAGCAAAAAAUCUGUCACUGUAAGGAAGAAAACAAAGAGCAAACGCUCCUAGAUCCAAGGGUGUCAUCUUAUUAACCAUUUCUUGCCUCUAAAUAAAAUGUCUCUAACAGAUA
Messenger RNA from Cercocebus atys (sooty mangabey), 1555 nucleotides. RefSeq names its product deoxyribonuclease I-like 3 (gene DNASE1L3). Gene Ontology annotation, cellular component: nucleus. Bases 577 to 1494 code for a protein of 305 amino acids. NCBI's taxonomy places the organism in Eukaryota, Metazoa, Chordata, Mammalia, Primates, Cercopithecidae. The transcript is spliced from 10 exons. Gene Ontology annotation, molecular function: DNA nuclease activity. The record is from RefSeq and is a predicted model, not a curated record. Gene Ontology annotation, biological process: programmed cell death involved in cell development; apoptotic DNA fragmentation.